Eriocheir sinensis (Chinese mitten crab) is the source of this 1927-nucleotide messenger RNA. Its product is annotated as fatty-acid amide hydrolase 1-like. Gene Ontology annotation, molecular function: fatty acid amide hydrolase activity; amidase activity. The transcript is spliced from 10 exons. The record is from RefSeq and is a predicted model, not a curated record. NCBI's taxonomy places the organism in Eukaryota, Metazoa, Arthropoda, Malacostraca, Decapoda, Varunidae. Gene Ontology annotation, biological process: fatty acid catabolic process. Bases 1 to 1920 code for a protein of 639 amino acids.
AUGGGGUUAAGAGACGCCGGCCUACCGCGUCCCCUGCCCCUCCCGUCCCCGGCCGGUCGCUACAUAGCCACCGUAUCAGAGAAGGCCCGUCUGCCACUCCCGCCACGCAUACGAAUGACCUCUUUCUGUGCCCGCGCCGCCCGGUACUCCAGUGACCAGAAAGCCCGAUUCGCCAGAGCAGCGGAGGGGCGGCAGGCGGCGGUUCGCUCAGCCCUAGACAGACUUGAAGGGAGGUUAAGCGAGGGAGGAGAGCUCUUGACUGAGGAGAGACUCUACAUUCUCUCCCUUCCUCCCUCCUCCCUUCUCCAGUGUCUUCGGGAGAGGCAGCUCUCUCCCACCCAAGUCCUACGCGCGUAUCAGUCAAAGGCUAUUGUUGUCACCUACAGAUUGAACUGCAUCACAGAAUUCAUACCACAAGCUGAGGAUUGGGCCGCGGAACUUGAGGGGCGCGGCUCUGAUGGUCGCGUCCUGCCCCUCUACGGCCUGCCAAUCAGUGUACAGGACUCCAUUGACGUACAGGGCUUGGAUUCGACGCUGGGAUUGGCUAAGAGGCUGGGGCGGCCGGCCAAUAGGAACGCCGCGCUGAUACAGGGGCUGAGAAGGCAGGGAGCGGUGCCCUUCUGUAAGACCAAUGUGCCACAGGCCUUGCUGGGAAUUGGGUGCAGUAACCCGGUCUGGGGAACAACACACAACCCCGUGGAUACCCAGCGCUCCCCCGGGGGUGCCUCAGGGGGCGAAGCGGCGCUGGUGGGGGCGGGGGGGUCGCUCCUGGGGGUGGGCGUGGAUACCCUGGGUGGCGUGCGGGUGCCUGCUCACUUCUGCGGGGUCACUGCCUUCAGACCCACGGGGGGGCGGCUCUCCUCCCUGGGGGUUGACCUCGGGGGGCGCGGAGGUAGAGGGAGGGCCAUAGGGCGCGAUUCUGGUGGUCUCUCUCUUUCUCCUCCUCCUCCCCCGGUGUCAGUCGGAGUCCACAGCACCCCGGGGUUCUUGGCAAGGGACACAAUCACAAUCAUCACCACACUGCGCGCCAUCCUUGAAAACCCAGACCUGACAAUUGAGGAUCCCCUGAUACCCCCAGUUCCAUGGCGGCAGGACCUACUGGAUGGGGGCCUGGGGGGAGGACUGGGGGAUCUGGGGGGCGGUCUCGGGGGGUCUGGGGGCCGGGGGAGCUUUAGAAUCGGGGUUUUCGAGGAAGAUGUUGGACUCCCGCCUACUCCGGGAUGUCGCCGAGCAGUUGCGAUUUCACGUGAGGCUCUGAUCUCCGCUGGGCAUACCCUCGUGGCUUUCACUCCCCCAGGGGCUGCCCGUGCCUGGGGGUUAGCUCUCGCAUGCCUCACAGCUGACCAGGGGGCGUGGCUGCGUGGUGCACUGGCUGGGGAAGCGCGGAACCCUGGGGUAGGAUGUCUCCCAGAGGUUCUAGCAAUGCCGAAGGGAAUACGCACGCUGCUCCGGUGGAUUUUAAGGGAUCGUGCCCCCGUGGGAGUGGAUUCUGCGACGGGCAAGGCAUCUUCCUCCAAAGGGCUGUGGGGGGUGCUGGAGGAGAGGAAGAGGGUGGUGGAGGAGGUGCUGGCGGCGUGGAAGGGCGCGGGACUGGAUGCUGUGAUCUGUCCUGCUUUCCAGAUGCCCGCCCCGAAGAUGAAUCAUGUAGCCCGUCUUUUUGGGUCACAGGCGAGCCCCGCGGUGCCCAGCCUCUAUAACUUCCCCUGUGGCGUGGUCCCAGUCACCCGGGAGAGCGAUGAUGACCAGGAGAAGUUGGAGGACUACCCUGAAGACUCACCCGCUCUUAGGAACGUGAAAAAGGCCACAGAGGGCGCCGAGGGGUUGCCAAUAGCCGUCCAGGUGGUGGGACUCCCUUGGCAAGACGAGAUUGUGUGCAGACUGAUGCUGGAUUUGGAGUUGCAGAUGGAGAAGAGGCACUGAGAGAGAG